AAAGUAGUCGUUACCCAACACUGACGGAUAAACAUCAAUGCAUCAAUUUUCUCUUAGUUAAUUUUCGUUGACAAUACGCAAAAUGACUGAGGAGACUUCACCCUCAAUACAUACAGUUUGCCGUACUUGUUUGUCCAACCUGCAACACAAUGAAGCCUUUGAUCUGUUUGUUGUUCCGGGACUCGCCAAGAAGUUGUGUGUCUGUACUUCGCUGUCGGUGGAGCACCUGGAUGGAUUCCCCAGAAACCUCUGCACCACCUGUCACAGCCGUCUUAAUGAUUUGCAUGACUUUCAGAAGCAAUGCGUGGACUCUGUGCAAAAAUUUAAGGAGUUAAUAUCCAGCACCUGUAUUGUAAUCACAACUAUUCCGGAGGACGAUCCUGGCGUCGUGGAUGCUGCUGUGCAGGAUGUUGUCCAUGAUGAGGAGCACAUUAAUUUCGACCCACUGUUGGAUACAAAAAUGGAAGUUGACAACGAGGCGGAUGUUUUUAAAAUGAUUGAAGAUGUUGACAAGGAAUCCGAGGAAGUAGAUAAUCAGGAGGAUGCAUUUAAUGACAGCGGAAGCGACUAUAACAAUGAAGAUGCGGACUUCCAAGUGGAUAGCAGCGAUUCCGAUGAUGAGAUGCCGUUGUCCCGCCUGCGAAGUACUUCAAGAGCCACAAAGUCCAAGACCAAACAGGAUGAUAAGGAUAAGUCUAAAGAGAAGCCGAAACGUAAGCGGAUUCCAGCUGCUGAGCGUGAGCUUCAUCGCUUAAUCGAGUGUCACAUUUGUCGCCAGAAGUUCAAGAAAGCAGUAUGUUAUGAGGAGCAUAUGAAACGCCACAAUGAUCUCUUGCCAUUUCAGUGUACAGUGAAAAAGUGCCAGAGGGGAUUUACGACUUCCACAGGACUGAAACAUCAUAUGGAGCAUGCACAUACGGAACUAUGCGAUCUUCAUCCCUGCACAGUCGAAGGAUGCAACGAAGCCUUUGCUCAAACUCGCAUGCUCACUCAACAUCUGAGGAAGGUGCAUAAUAUUGCCAAACCGGAAAUCCAUCCAUGCUCCGAAUGUGAGAAAGUAUUCCGUUGUCCAAUGGCAUUGAAGAAGCACAUGUAUAAACACACUGGCGAGGAACUUCCAUUCGGCUGUAACAUCUGCCAGAAACGCUUUCGGGUCAAUACUGAACUUAGAGAUCAUCUUUUGCGUCAUGCUGGGAUCAGAAACUUUGUUUGUCCUUAUUGUGGCGUGGGCAGGACCACAAAACAGGAGCUGGACAAGCACAUCUUGACACAUACGAAGGAGAAGAAGUUCAAGUGUGAUCAAUGCGAUCAUACCUCCCACAACAAACAAUGUAUGACCAAGCACAUCAAGGUGGUGCACAUGAAGAUCAGGAACUACUUAUGCCAGUAUUGCCAAAAGUCCUUUGCCAGCGCUUAUCACUGCAAGAACCAUGAGAAACUGCACACUCGGAACGAUUGCUUCGAGUGCAAGAUCUGCGGCAGGAAGUUUCUCUUUGAGAGCAGAUUAACGAAACAUUUGAGAACACAUGCCAAGAAAGGUAGCAAAACCACUGCGAGCUCGACAAAGACAGAAACUGAUGUGGAAACUGCACAGACGGAGUCGACAGAAGUCAUGAAAGUACCAGAAAUUCCAGUCAAGCCGAGAGAUCCGCGUCGCAUUGAGAUUGUGGAUAUAUCUCAGUUGGCUGGCACCAUUGUUAAUCCCAUUCCAUCGGUAUCUGUAUCCUCCUGGUCGCCGCAGGAGAACUUCACCAAGAACGAGGGCCAGAUCGUUUGUCCAGACUGUGGACGAGGCUUCAACCAUCUGAGCAAUAUGAAACUGCACUACAAAGUUGUACACGAAAAGAUCAAGGACUAUGCCUGUCGCUUCUGUCCCAAACGCUUCAGCAGAUCUCAAUAUCUCCGUCACCAUGAGUACACACAUACGGGAGAAAAGCCAUACGAGUGUAAAGUGUGUAAUCAAAGGUUCAGACAUGAUGCCACAUUGGGAAGACACAUGCAAUCGCACAACAGACCUCCAAAGGAUCCAAAGAACCCAAAGCGUCAGAGAAAAGAUCCUCAGGAGCCGAGACUGACACUGAACACGGAACCAAUAAUGAAUUACGAACAGUACCAGGAUCCAGAUGCAGAGCGAGAGGCUGCAACGGCUGAGUUGGUGGCCCAACAACUCAACCGGGAGGAAGGUGAUGCCAAGCCCAAGUGGGGACUAGCCAAGGGUGGGGAGGUUCAGGAGGCAGCCUGCGAGCAGCUCCAGAAGUUGCGACAGAAGCAACUCGAGAAGGUUUCCUAUGACAGCUUCGCUGACCAAGUUCCCGAAUCUGGUAUUCGCAAGGACAUAGCCAAAAAUCAUGUAUAAACAAACUGUAUAUUAAUCCUUGCCUGUAAUUUUGAUUCCUUAAUGUACAUACUUUCUGAAUCGACAAUUUUUUUAAUUCAUUAUAUUAUUAGAAUCUUAUAUUA
Drosophila innubila is the source of this 2460-nucleotide messenger RNA. RefSeq names its product zinc finger protein 708-like. Gene Ontology annotation, biological process: regulation of immune system process; regulation of cytokine production; negative regulation of transcription by RNA polymerase II. Bases 83 to 2356 code for a protein of 757 amino acids. Gene Ontology annotation, molecular function: zinc ion binding. Gene Ontology annotation, cellular component: nucleus. NCBI's taxonomy places the organism in Eukaryota, Metazoa, Arthropoda, Insecta, Diptera, Drosophilidae. The transcript has a single exon. The record is from RefSeq and is a predicted model, not a curated record.